GGUUGGGCGGUGCUUGUGCGCGGGAGCUGACUCCCUGGGUGAGCCGUGGCCACGGAAUCCUGCGGCGUGGAGCUCCGGGGAAAAGUCGGUCACCAUGGACCUGCGUCAGUUUCUUAUGUGCCUGUCCCUGUGCACGGCCUUUGCUUUGAGCAAGCCUACAGAAAAGAAGGACCGAGUACACCAUGAACCUCAGCUCAGCGACAAAGUUCACAACGAUGCUCAGAAUUUUGACUAUGACCAUGAUGCCUUCUUGGGAGCAGAAGAGGCAAAGAGUUUUGAUCAGCUGACACCAGAAGAGAGCAAGGAAAGGCUUGGAAUGAUUGUAGAUAAAAUAGACACCGAUAAAGAUGGGUUUGUGACGAAGGGGGAGCUGAAGUCCUGGAUUAAGCACGCCCAGAAGAAAUACAUAUAUGACAAUGUUGAAAACCAGUGGCAGGAGUUUGAUAUGAAUCAAGACGGCUUAAUCUCCUGGGAUGAGUACAGAAACGUGACUUAUGGCACUUACCUGGAUGAUCCAGACCCUGAUGACGGAUUUAAUUAUAAACAGAUGAUGGUUAGAGAUGAGCGGAGGUUCAGAAUGGCAGACAAAGAUGGAGACCUAAUUGCCACAAAGGAGGAGUUUACCGCUUUUCUGCACCCUGAGGAGUAUGACUACAUGAAAGACAUAGUCGUGCAGGAAACCAUGGAGGAUAUAGACAAGAAUGCUGAUGGUUUUAUUGAUCUAGAAGAGUAUAUUGGUGACAUGUAUAGUCAUGAUGGGAAUGCUGAUGAGCCAGAGUGGGUGAAGACAGAGCGGGAACAGUUCGUUGAGUUUCGAGAUAAGAACCGGGAUGGAAAGAUGGACAAGGAAGAGACCAAAGACUGGAUCCUCCCUUCAGACUAUGACCAUGCAGAGGCAGAAGCCAGGCAUCUAGUCUAUGAAUCAGACCAAAACAAGGAUGGCAAGCUCACCAAGGAGGAGAUUGUCGACAAGUAUGAUUUAUUUGUGGGCAGCCAGGCCACAGAUUUCGGGGAGGCCUUAGUACGACAUGAUGAGUUCUAAGCUGCAAACAGAGGAGCCUACAUUUCUUCAAAAGUAAUUUAUUUUUACAGGUCUGGUUUCACAUAAAAUUGUUUGCGCUACUGAGACUGUUAUUACAAACUUUUUAAGACGUGAAAAGGUAUAUCGAGAUAGUGAAAUCACCCGUCCCCAUUCCUCCUCCCUCUGAGGGGCUGGAAGGAACCCAUGCUUCUGAGGAACAACUCUGAUUAGUACACUUGUGUCUGUAGGUUUACACUUUGUAUAAUGUAUAACAUGGUGUGUUUAUUUUUGUAUUGUUCUCUAGUUGGGAGUAUAAUAUGAAGGAUGGAGAUCCUCAACCCACACUUGUAGGCAUACAUUAGCCAUUUACACUUUCUCAAUCCCUUACCACAUUUUUUUUUUAAUAAUUCUCACUUAACUAAUUUUUUUAAAGCCUAAGAUCAAUAAGAAAUGUUCAGGAGAGAAAAAGCAAAAGGAAAGCAUGUACUUCGUGAUUUACGUUCAGAGAGAGAAUGCUUCAUCUUGCUUGUUGAGAAGUCUCAUUUCAUGAGUAGCUGUUCAGUUGUCACAGGCCCAGCCACAGAGCCUGCCAUUGUCUGGGCAAGGACAGAGUCCUCCGCUGUAAGACAGCGUCACGCAGCUCCACUUCACUCUUCCCCUCAGGACUAGCUGUUUGCUAAUUUUGUCAAGCACAGCUGUGGUAGGAAGAAUUAGGGCCCAGUGUCUUGAAAAAUCAACCAAGUAGUGUGUAUGAUGUCUUCACAGGGCUAUUUCUAGCUCUUUCUAGAGCUGUUUCUAACCAGAAACAGCUGGAAAACAAAAAGAACAAAGUGUAUGCAGGGCAUGCAUCUCAUUCUUAGUGAAGUCACUACAAGGACCCAUCCAGCCCCUUUCUAAGUCUUAACCUUGGUUUUACUGCAGUUAAAAUUGAUUCUUUUCCAAUCAUGACAUUGAAAGUGCCUUUAACAGGAAAAAUGGUCACCGGAUGGGAAUUAGACUAAGAUAAACGAUUUGGGCACCUUACGUGAAAGCAUUGAACCUCCUGAUACAGAGGGGAUCCCCUCCCCGCUUUUUCUCUUGUGAACAGGAACUAAAUAGCAGUAUUAGUUAAAGCUUGGUUACAGUGUUCUUAUCUUGUGGGCUGGUUUCUAAAACCUCAUGCUGCUGAUUUGACCAGGGAUCCUCAUACCUCAGAAUGCAAACCACUCUUCUACCGGGCCUCUGUUUACCAGAGCUUGAGCUUUGCCUCAAGGAUAGAAGGCUGUACAGAGGGGCUCUUUGGUUUGAGGACCACUGCUCACCCUUCCUGUUGUUAACCUGUCACACCCCAUUUUAUCAUCUCCCUUUCUCUCUGACACACAAAGGUGGGGUAGGUGGGAGGGUCGUGGAUUAUUCUUAUUAAAAAACAAAAUCAUCUGUUACCAACCCCAUUUACCCAUCUUUGGUCUCUUACUGAUGGGCCUCUUAAGAAUUAUUGUAUUCCAAGUCUUUAACCCUCAGGUUACUAAGGUAAAUAUACAUCUGCACAGUCUUUAUUACUUCCUGUAUCUCUGAGUAAUACAUUCAGCUGGUGCUGGGUGAUGGUCAUAUCUGAACCUAGACCUCCCCGUUGGUCUUCCACAAUCCUGUUGAGGUGGGCUGCUUGGUGUGGUAAAAAGCCCAGUCGUGGUGUAACUUUACCUUGGCCGUUGCAUCAAGCUCUUGAUAGCAGAUACACUCUAAGGGUUUAGCCCCAGUAGAGGUGUAAUGAACACCACUCACUGCCUUCCAGAUCCUCAACUCUCCAUUGUUAAGGAGACCAGAGAUAAUUAAUGCCACCAACCCUGGCUUAGAAAGGGUACGUCAUACACUGUGGCAAGAGGGCAUUACAGAGCCUAACGCUGGCGUGAAAAUCAUGUACUUAGCCAGCAAGUGAGUCUUCGAGGGUGGCGUAGUCUGGACAGGGUGCUCAGCAUCGGGAACUGUGCUCUCAGGUCCAUGAGCUCCACAUAGUGGUGGGGUUUGGGUUUGGGUUUCUGGUUGAAAUCAAGUUUGAGGCAGUGAGCAGUGGUCUCAUGUCUAUAGAGUGUGCCCUGUGAAUGCUAAGCUCUCUUGAAUUUGAGUAUUGGUUCUUUUUUUUAUAGAGUGUAAACCAAGUUUUAUAUUCUGUAAUGCAAACAGGUACCUGUCUGUUUCUGAAUAAAACUGUUUACAUUCAUCAA
Messenger RNA from Rattus rattus (black rat), 3222 nucleotides. It is a transcript of the gene Calu, whose product is annotated as calumenin. Gene Ontology annotation, molecular function: calcium ion binding. The record is from RefSeq and is a predicted model, not a curated record. Gene Ontology annotation, cellular component: endoplasmic reticulum. Lineage: Eukaryota; Metazoa; Chordata; Mammalia; Rodentia; Muridae. The transcript has 7 exons. The coding region runs from base 95 to 1042 and encodes 315 amino acids.